Molecule: messenger RNA, 1083 nt
Organism: Alternaria postmessia
Lineage: Eukaryota; Fungi; Ascomycota; Dothideomycetes; Pleosporales; Pleosporaceae
Exons: 4
Coding region: 1-1083 (360 amino acids)
Cellular component (GO): SAGA complex
Source: RefSeq, a predicted model, not a curated record
AUGGCAGCCCGCAGCAGGCCACGAGGUCAAUUAAAGGAAGAGUUCGAUGAAGAGAGGGUCAUCUGGAACUCGAUCAAAACCGAUGGCCGACGCGUUGAUCAACUCAUGAAAGAGUCCGAUGUCUUGCAAGAGAAGAUCUCCGCUAUUGUCGCAGAACAGUCUGCUCGUAUCGAUCGCGGCGAGGAAACUUCAGCCCGCCUUGACGACGAACUUGAAGACCUUCUACGCGACAACAUCCGUAAUCUCAAUGAGGCGCAAACCCUUCUGCAACCCGUCGAAGGCGGCAAUGAUGUCCACACCCAGAUGACGCUACUGGCCGCCCUCCGCAUGUCAGAAGAGGCUCCACCUUCAGCAUCACGAGCCACUAGCGUUGGGCACGGGAAGUCGGGACGCGACCGCCAGGGCAAGCGAAAGCUGACCGAUAGUAUCGAUGACCGCGACAGCAUGGCUGCGGACAGUCCUGGAGGUCCUAGCCCAAAGGUCGUUAUCAGCAGCCAAAAAGAUCGACUGGUAGCCAAGUCGGGCAGUAGCAGAGCAGGAUCAGUACCUGUUGCGAGAGAGGGCAGCGUAAAGAUCGAUGAAGACGAUUCGGGUAAGGAAGUCCGACCUCGCCUAUCACCACAAACAGAGGUUCUCUACCGGAACAACGCAAAGAAUCGCUCUUCUUCUUCUUCCAUGUCAUUCGAGGGUGAAGGCAUUCUCUGCCGCGUAACGUCGGUGAUCGGCGAAGGAAAGCAACGUCGGUACGAAAUUAUCGAUGCUGAUCCGGAUCCCCCGACACCAUCAGUACCCUACCGUGCUUCCGUAAAUCAUCUAAUUCCCAUCCCGCCACCCUCUUCCAACACCACACUGCCUGACCUUAGUAAAGGGAAGAACGUGCUCGCUCUGUACCCUGGUACCACUACCUUCUAUAAGGCGGAAGUAGUAGCUGUAUGGAGACAGAUCGACGGCAAGGUCAAGAAAGAAGAUGGGAGUAAAGAAGGAGAGCCUGUGGAUAAUCUCGUCAGAUUGAGGUUUGAGGGUGAAGACGAGGCGGACCGUGAGAUGAGUGUUGAGAGAAGGUAUGUACUGCCUGAUAGAUGA